AUGUUAAAACCUGGAGGUCACAUGAAUAUGUCUUAUUUAAGUGAAACAAUCUGCCAAAAACAAGUAACAAUUAUUUAUACCGGACCAACAAUUAUACGAAUGUUAUGUGAUUAUUUUUUAUUGGUUAAUAAUGAUGUUGAUUCAAUUUCACGUAUUAAAACGCUCAGAAAUAUUCUUCUAGCCGGUGAAUUAUCAAAACCUAAACAUCUAUCAACGUUAGGUAAAUAUUUAUAUCCAAGUACAAAUGUCUAUAUUCUUUAUGGAGCAAGUGAAUUCUUAAUUUCCAUAAUAAAUAAUAUUAAAAAUAUUCAUGAUUUAAGAAACUCUACAACUGUUAUACCGCUUGGUCGUCCACUAAUAAAUUACGAAGUUUUUAUUUUAAAUGAUAAAAUGCAGCCUGUCGAAAAGGAUGAAAUUGGUGAAAUGUAUGUCUGUGGUAGGUGACGUUUUUUUUUGUAGACUUUAUUUAUAGAAUAAGUAUUAGCAUCACUCUUACCGUACACAACCGAUUUGUCCUCACCUAGAUAAAGUAAAAAUCAAUUUUAAGUCCUGAGUAUUUUUAUAUUCUCUUCUUAACCUGUUCGAAUUAAUAUUUUUUUCUAUAUGCUAACAAAAGCUCAUCUUGAACUGAUGUACGAUAUUUUUAAUAGCACG
Didymodactylos carnosus is the source of this 654-nucleotide messenger RNA. The record is from the annotation of a GenBank genome assembly. NCBI's taxonomy places the organism in Eukaryota, Metazoa, Rotifera, Eurotatoria, Philodinida, Philodinidae.